Messenger RNA from Aureobasidium musti, 3761 nucleotides. NCBI's taxonomy places the organism in Eukaryota, Fungi, Ascomycota, Dothideomycetes, Dothideales, Saccotheciaceae. The record is from the annotation of a GenBank genome assembly.
UCAAGACCUCGACUACAAAAAUGUCAGAUCCGCAGCAGUAUACUGUCGGCUGGAUCUGUGCGAUAACUNNCACAGAACAUACCGCAGCACGCCAAUUUCUCGACAAAGAGCACGCCCUUCCGACACAGGUGUCCGCCAACGACAGCAAUGGCUAUACUCUAGGCGAGAUGGCUGGCCACAACGUAGUCAUCGCGGUCCUUCCACGCGGCACGUACGGCUUGAGCUCGGCAGCAAGCGUUGCGACGAACAUGCUCAAUAGAUUUCCCAACAUCAGAGUCGGGCUCAUGGUUGGCAUCGGUGGCGGCGCACCGACGGCGAAGCACGAUAUACGGCUCGGCGACGUCGUGGUGAGCUCUCCAGAGAACCAUACGGGUGGAGUGUACCAGUAUAACUACGGAAAGACAAUACAAGGCCGCGGGUUCCAGCAGACAGGCUUCCUCAACAAGCCUCCAGCAGUAGUGCUCACGGCAGUUAGCGUGCUCGAAAGUACGUACGAGAGCGACGGUCAUGAUAUUGAGGACAGAAUAAAAGCCAUCCUCGAGAAGAAACCGAAGCUCAAGAAGAACUACAGUCGGCCAGCACAAGAAACAGAUUGUCUCUAUAAGUCGACUAUCGUUCAUCCAUACGACAGCGAAGGAAACAGCAAAGGAGACUGCAGACAACACUGCGGAGGUCAACCCCACGAUCUAGUCCAACGUCGCGAGCGAGAGGAAGACGAGGACAAUCCAUCCAUCCAUUACGGCAUUGUCGCAUCUGCCGACCAACUGAUGAAGGAUGCAACCAUAAGAGACAGUUUGGCGAAUGAGAAGGGUAUAUUGUGCUUUGAGAUGGAAGCCGCUGGUCUUAUGUAUGGCUUCCCGUGUCUAGUAGUACGCGGCAUUUGCGACUACGCGGACUCGCAUAAGAACAAAGAGUGGCAAGGUUAUGCGGCAAUGACGGCAGCUGCCUACUCUAGGGAUCUGCUCGCCAAGAUGGUACCAACCAGAGUCGCCAACGAAGCGAAGCUCCUAGAUUUGCUUGGUGUGAGGUGUAUGCUGAUUGUGAUGGUAGACAUGAUCAAGAUGAAUGAGAAUUUGGAAAAGACGAAUGAUUUGACGACCGAAUACAUCACGAUACAAAAGACGAAUUACCAGGACGACAAACACCGAAAGUGUCACCAAGCUCUCAAGACCAGCACAUAUGAGCAGUUUAAGAACAUCAAUCCCGAUCGUCGUUGGAAAGAUGCUGUCCACGAUGAUCUGCUCUGGAUCUCUGCAGAUCCUGGCUGCGGCAAGUCAGUCCUGUCAAAAGCGCUGGUCGACGACGAGUUGAGGAGGAAUGCGGAUGGCAACACCGUCUGUUACUUCUUCUUCAAGGACAACGACAAACAGAACAGUCUUGCGACUGCUCUAUGUGCGUUGUUGCAUCAGCUNUUUCAGCACCAGCCACACCUUCUACACCAUGCUCUCCCAGCAUGGAAUAAAAAUGGAAGCAAGCUGCCCCCAGAGACUGACGAGUUGUGGCGCAUUUUGCUCGCGGCAACAUCUGAUGUAGCUGCAUGUAACACGACAUGUCUGCUAGAUGCUCUUGACGAGUGCAAAGACAAUGACCGGAGUAAUCUGAUUGCUAAGCUCUCUCGUUUCUAUGAGACCGCUGCAUCGCAAAGCGGUCGUCGGUCCCGACCUUAUGAAAAUAUCCAGCGAGACUUUCAGCACAUUCAUUCGUCACUUCCCGCUAUCCGCCUACGUGGAGAGGAGGAAAACGACCAAAUUCGGACAGAGAUUAACCGUGUCAUCGAGUUCAGAGUCUCUCAACUCAAGGAUGAGAUUCGUUUCGAGGAAGGCCUGCACGCUCGGCUNGACCAAAAGCUUCUCAUGAUGGAGCAUCGCACAUACUUGUGGCUCCAUCUAGCAAUAGAUGCCAUCCGCACAUCUCUCCAGAGUCCACGACCGAAUGAAGAAGCGAUCGAGUCUGUACCAUCGUCUGUUGAGAAGGCUUACACGGACAUCCUGACAAGAGUGCCAAAGAGNCGACAACAUGAUGCGAAGAUUAUCUUGCAAAUCAUCGUAGGAGCUCGUCGUCCUCUGACCGUGGCUGAAAUGGCUCUCGCAUUUGGAGCUGCAACCGAUAAUACAACACGACGGACAUCAAAAGACGUCGGUAUCGAUCCAGGUCAUCUAAAAAACCAUCUCAGGGAUUGGUGUGGCCUCUUUGUGUUCAUCAAUCAUUCGAAGAUAUACCUGAUACACCAAACUGCAAGAGAGUUCCUUGUCGCUCGCCAAGAUCUCAAUGAUACGCAGCAUUGGACGAACGGAAGCUGGAGACACUGUAUCCAGCAAGCACAAGUGGAGCAGAUGAUGGCUGUCAUCUGCAUGCGCUGCACCAACCUGGAGGACCGCGAAGCGCUAUGUGGCGAUGACGGUUUGAUUUGGAGCCUGAGAGGAGAGGACCGAGACAAUAACUUUGUCGAAUAUUGUUGCGAGUGGUGGACAAUUCACUACAGAUCUUUUGAGAAUGCAGCUGACCCAGACGCUUUCAGACAGGCGCUAAAGCUGUAUGAGUUACGUAGCCAGACGUUCAAUUUCUGGUUUCGCCGUUUCUGGUCCCGGACUCAGCGUCGUUCAUAUAAACCAGUCACGACGGAGAUCCAGCUUGCGGCACUCAGCAGCCAUAAUGAUAUCUUGAAGCAUUACUUGCAAAUGCCUGAGAGCGAUUUAGAAACAGCGGAUGGUUCAGGAAGAACGGCAUUAUACUGGGGAUGCGCGCAAGGCCAUGAUCGGACUGUUCGGAUAAUGCUCGAUGCAGGUGCAGACGUUAAUGGUAAUGGCGGAUUCUACGGCAGCGCGCUACAGGCAGCCUCAGCUGGAGGCCAUAGCAAGAUCGUGCAGAUGCUGGUCGCCAGAGGUGCAGACAUCAAUGCUAAAGGCGGAAGUUACGGCAGCGCGCUACAUGCAGCUUCAUCAAAUGGCCACAACGAGAUCGUCCAACUGCUGCUCGACAGAGGUGCAGAUGUCAAUGCUCGCAGCGCACUGCAGGCAGCUUCAGAAAGAGGCCACAGCGAGAUUGUCCAACUACUGCUCGACAGAGGUGCAGACAUCAAUGCUAAAGGCGGAAGUUACGGCAGCGCGCUACAUGCAGCUUCAUCAAAUGGCCACAACGAGAUCGUCCAACUGCUGCUCGACAGAGGUGCAGAUGUCAAUGCUCGCAGCGCACUGCAGGCAGCUUCAGAAAGAGGCCACAGCGAGAUUGUCCAACUACUGCUCGACAGAGGUGCAGACAUCAAUGCUAAAGGCGGAAGUUACGGCAGCGCGCUACAUGCAGCUUCAUCAAAUGGCCACAACGAGAUCGUCCAACUGCUGCUCGACAGAGGUGCAGAUGUCAAUGCUCGCAGCGCACUGCAGGCAGCUUCAGAAAGAGGCCACAGCGAGAUUGUCCAACUACUGCUCGACAGAGGUGCAGACAUCAAUGCUAGAGGCGGAAGUUACGGCAGCGCGCUACAUGCAGCUUCAUCGAAUGGCCACAACGAGAUCGUCCAACUACUGCUCGACAGAGGUGCAGAUGUCAAUGCUCGCAGCGCACUGCAGGCAGCAUCAGUAAAAGGCCACACCGAGAUUGUUCAACUACUGCUCGACAGCGGUGCAGACGUCAAUGAUAAUGCACUACAGGCCGCUUCGUACAGCGGCCGCAUUCAGGUGGUGCGGAUGCUGCUCCGCAAUGACUCUUCGAGUAAACUAACACCGACACAGUUCGCUAGUUCAGGCUCAGGGUCUAAAGUAGAAGUA